UCUGUGAAACUGUUUAUGGAAGACCUAUCACACACAUUCUACGGUCCUGAGGAGGAAAAAUGAAAUCCUUUGAAAAGACCACCAGUGUGCAAACCCCUGUUAACUCAAGAGGAUAAUUUGGGAAAAUCCUCAAGCUGAAGCUAGUUGCUGCUUUGGGGAUCUGGAAAACUCCACAAAAGUCCAUCAACCCGUCCAUGUUGCAGGAUGAGAGCAGAGGAGCUGAUGCCUUGUGUACUUAUCACUCUACUGGGGCUGACCCUGAUGGAGUCAGCUCACGGACAGCACAUCUCAGACGAACCCUGCUCUGUCCAGAUCCUCGUCCCAGGACUCAAAGGAGAGCCAGGAGAAAAGGGAGAGAAAGGGACACCUGGGAGACCAGGAAGAGUGGGUCCACUAGGGGAGAUAGGACAUACUGGAGUUAAAGGACAGAAGGGUAUUAUGGGACAUUAUGGGAAAAUGGGCCCCUGUGGAGUCAAAGGUUUAAAAGGAGAUAUGGGGGAUCCUGGGCCAAUGGGCCCGAAUGGUGAUCCAGGUGUUCCAUGUGAAUGCACACCCCUGAGGAAGAUGAUUGGUGAGAUGGACAUCCUAGUGGCCCAGUUAUCCAAUGAGAUGAAGUUCAUCAAAACUGCACUGCCCUCCCCUGCAGCUGUCGCCGGCAUCAAAGAGACCGACAGUAGGGUCUAUCUGCUAGUCAAGGAGGAGAAGCGUUACACAGAUGCUGAGGUCUAUUGUCAGGGAAGGGGUGGACACCUGGCCAUGCCCAAGGACGAGGGGGCCAACGCGGCCAUCGCUGGGUACAUCACUGAGGCGGGCCUGAGCCGGGUGUACAUUGGCAUCAACGACAUAGACCGCGAGGGCCAUUUCACCUACGUGGAUCGCUCCCCCAUGAGCACCUUCAGCAAGUGGAGGGAAGGGGAACCCAACAAUGCCUACAGGGAUGAGGACUGUGCUGAGAUGGUGGCGGCGGGGGACUGGACAGAUGUGGCCUGCCAUCCCACCAUGUACUUUGUGUGUGAGUUUGACAAGGACAGUGUCUGAGGGGCAUUUUGUUGAGAGUGGUAGUGAGUUGGAAGGGAGGGCAAAGGACUUCAUUGGAGCUGCAUGACAGAGAGAGGCUUCAAUUAUAGAGAAGCCUUUUAUAGAGUUAUACAGAUGUUGUUCAGUGUGUAGAAUUAUUUUGACACAGCUGCAUUUGUUUAAUCACCCACCAGUGCUAAAUAUCAUUGUACAUUAUAGAAUACUGUGUAUAGAAUACUGUGUAUUGACGUACAUUUUUCCAGGAUUCUUCUUUUUUGACUUGAAAGUUUGAUUUGAAUGGAUGCUGUUUUUAUAAACCUUUGCAUUGAAUGGCUAUAUCAACUUUCCCUUUGAUCUCUUAAUCUGAUUGUUUUCAACAACAACAAGAAAUAUAUAACUCAUUCUUUUUUGGGGUCUGUUUCUUGUCAUGUUUAUGUGAGUUAUGUUAGAUGUUAGGUCAGAUACUGUAUCUUGAAGUAUACUAAUUAUAUGUAUUACUUUAGUUUAUUAGCCAUUACUUUACUAUCUUUUGUUAAAGUAAUUAGUUAAAAACAUUUGAAGUUAUUUAUUUAGUCUUUUUUUUAUUUCUUUUUUAAAAAUGUAUUCACAGUACUGAAUAUUGGACGUGAAAAAUACUAUAUUGCUUUAAUAUGGACCAUGCAAACUCAACAAAGUAGUGAGUUACUGUAGAUGCUAAAUGUAUUUACUAUUACCUAAUACAUGUUGGAAAAUACACAACCAUGUCUUGUAGUAUGUUCAUAUUGUUGGUCCGUUAUCUUUUUAUGAAAGUAGUUUAUUGGAAUGCACACUUACAGGAAGUACAGACAAGCUAGCUAGGUAGGUUGGCAUAGAGUAGUUGGGGAUGGGCUUGAAAGUGCAUGUGAGGUCUUCAUUUACAUUUACGUCAUUUAGCAGACGCUCUUAUCCAGAGCGACUUACAAAUUGGAGGUCUGUCAGAUGUCUUGACUUCUGCCGUGUGCCUUGACUUCAAUGAUGGUGCAGAGGUUAUGUAGCUGAAAUUAGUCAGAUAAUUAAUGGUUUCUGGUAAAUUAUGGGAUAUUCAUCAGCAAAAACAGAAACAAAUAAAAUGUCUGUUUUACCAAUAGGCUUUCAAGGACUGAAUGAAGUAUCUCUAUUAUAAAAUAUGGAACAGUGUCCUCAGGGAUGCAGAUGGUGAAAUAUUUGGUUUGGUAUUGCUCAUUUGCCUGUAAUGUACAAAAUAAACACUGAUACUA
Molecule: messenger RNA, 2252 nt
Organism: Coregonus clupeaformis (lake whitefish)
Lineage: Eukaryota; Metazoa; Chordata; Actinopteri; Salmoniformes; Salmonidae
Gene: colec11
Product: collectin sub-family member 11
Exons: 7
Coding region: 205-1038 (277 amino acids)
Source: RefSeq, a predicted model, not a curated record